This is a messenger RNA of Nicotiana tabacum (common tobacco), 2991 nucleotides long. RefSeq names its product calcium-transporting ATPase 12, plasma membrane-type-like. Gene Ontology annotation, molecular function: P-type calcium transporter activity; nucleotide binding. Gene Ontology annotation, cellular component: intracellular membrane-bounded organelle; plasma membrane. Lineage: Eukaryota; Viridiplantae; Streptophyta; Magnoliopsida; Solanales; Solanaceae. The record is from RefSeq and is a predicted model, not a curated record.
AUGAUAAACUCCGACCACAUUGAUGAAGAAAACGUUUCUAACUUCUCCAUUAGUGUAAAGCAAUUAGCACAUAUCGUCGAGAACAACUCUAAUAAUAAGGGCAAAUUUCUGUGUCAAAAUACUUCUGUUAUUCAACACCUAUUUCAUGCACUGGAAACAAAUACUGAUUCCGGCAUAUUAGGAGAUUCAAACGAUCUCUAUCGUCGCCGCAAAGCCUUUGGUUCCAAUACAAACUCAGAAGGCCGAUCACCUUCUUCCAACAGCAAAGGCUUUGAUCGACUGAUACUUGAGGCAUUCAAAGAUACUACCGUUAUUCUUCUUCUUUGUUGCGCCGCACUUUCUCUUGUUAUUGGGAUUAAGAUGAAUGGUCUCCAAGAAGGAUUAUUUGAUGUUUUAUUAAUCUUUCUGCCAAUAAUGAUUGUUGUUAAUUUUGGCUUUACCUAUAGAUUUUUCAAGGCCAUAUGGGUGAAGAAGAAAAUGGCGAAGCAGAAAAAGGUAGUCUGGGUUCUUAGACACCACCAGAUGCUACAAAUUCCAGUUUCUGAAGUGGUGGUUGGUGAUAUUUUGUUCUUGGAAACAGGUAAUGAGGUCCCGGCUGAUGGGAUUCUUAUUCAUGGCAACUCAUUCAAGCUCGAUGAUGGUUUAAUCGAUGAACAAUUGUCACAACAUCCCUCGUUGUUUACUCGUACAAACUUAGUGGAAGGCAACUGCCAGUUUCUCGUGACUGCAGUUGGGAAAAACACUGAAAGAUGCAAGUUGACGGAAUUGGUAGCAAGUUCCCAACAUGAUGGUAUGUCACAGAUUCAUCGAUCAAUUGAUGAGAUGAGCUCAUUCUUGGAGAAACUAUGGUUGAGUCUCUCUUUGCUCAUUCUUGUCGUGCAAGUUUUCCGUUGUUUCUUGUGGAAAUCAUGGUGUUGUGAUAACGAUCGUAAUCCAGAUCCUAAGGGUGUGAAGAACACAGUGGAGGAAAUAAUGAACGAGGCCACAAAAUACAUGAGGAGGAAGCGAGGUGGCACCAAUAAGGUUAAUGGUUUGGUGGCUAUGCUAUGCAUAUUGUUAUUUUCAUUAAAAGAUGGAUUAUCUUUAGGAAUUUUCAUUAUUCUUAUAUAUGCAUCGAAGGAGAUAAAAAAGGCUCAUCAAACCAUAGUUCAUAAGCUCCCAGCAUGCGCGAACGUAGCCCUUGUUACCACCCUCUGUCUCAGCAAAUCACUUGACUUGGUUGUGAAGCAUAAAAUGAUGGCGGAUUUAUGGAUUGGUUUCGAGAAAAUUUUGAACCUUCCUGCAGAUAGUGGCGGAGCUGAAGAUUCUCAUGUUGAGGAAGUCCUGAAUGCCUUACUCGAAGGAAUUUGCAUGAAUAUAACUGGUGGUGUCAAUGAUGAUUCUCUUCUUAUUUGGGCCGAGAAAGUGCUUGGCGGUGAUAUUGAUGAAUUGCUCGGAAGUUGUACAAUCCUACGUCGUGACAAUUUGUAUCCUAGCAAAGGGUUGUGUGGGUUGCUAAUAAAGAGAAACAAAGAAGGUGGAAAAUUUAUGCAUGUGCAUUGGAAAGGAGAACCAAAUCUGGUUCUAUCUAUGUGUUCUCAUUAUUAUGACAUUAACGGCACCAUGCAAACCCUAGAUGAUGGAAAAAGAGAGAUGUUCUAUAGAAAUAUUGAGAGUAUAAUAUCUAACGGCGUUAAAUGCUUUGGUUUUGCUUAUAAGAAAGUAAAAACAAAACAAGAAAAGGAAAAUUACCCCAUUGAUUCUGAAGAAAAUACUAUUGCAAAAGAUGGCUUGAGCCUUUUAGGGAUUGUGGUAUUAAAGAAUCCAUAUUCACCUGAGUUGAGGCAAACGAUUGAAAUGUGUCGAGAAUCAGGAAUUGAGAUCAAAUUAAUGGUGGAUGAAGACUUGCAUACUGCAAGAGUGAUGGCUCUUAAUUCUGGAAUUCUGAGAGUUGAAGAAGACAUACAAGGAGCCAUAAUUGAAGCUGCUGAAUUUAGAAGUAGCUCCAAGGAAGCCCAAAUAAGUAUGUCUCACAAAUUCAAAGUAUUGGCUAAUAGUUCUCCUGCUGAUAGACUCCUCUUGGUGCAUUGCUUAAGAGCUAAGAAUCGCGAGCUCGUGGCAGCAACUGGUACAUGCAUUAGAGACUUGCCAUAUCUCAAAGGAGCCGACGUUGGGAUUUUUAUUGGUGAAAACUGUGCGGACUUGGCUAAGAAAGAUGCUGAUAUUACUGUGGUGGACUCAAAUUUUGGUAUGAUCCCAGCUAUAUUAAUCUUGGGCAGGUAUGUCUGUACUAACAUUGAGAAGUUCAUACAGUUGCAAUUGAUACUCAAUAUUUCUGCAUUUACUUCAAGUUUUAUUCUCCUAAUUUUCAAUCCCACGAGUGAAGAACAAUUGACACCAUUUCAGUUGUUGUGGGUAAAUCUAGUAAUGGAAGUUCUUGGUGCCUUGUUUUUGGCAAUCAUAACAUCAGCCGUAAAGCCUGAGUCUUUGGAAUUUCAUCAAGUCAUGAUGAACUGUUCUAAGACGACGACGACUAAUUAUGGUACGGGUGCACCUAUUAUAACCAAGAACAUGUUAAUGAACAUAGGUGUUCAAUCUAUGUUUCAAGUUACACUUCUGUUGAUACUUAGCAAGAAGGGAAGGGUGAUUUUUCACCUCGAUGAGACAUUGUUGAGUACAAUGAUCUUCAAUUCAUACGUACUAUGCCAAGUUUUUGUGUUGAUCAUCAGUGCCAUUGAGAUCACAAAGACAAGUAUCUUCAAAGGGAAUAUCAGAAGAAAUCCGUGGAGAAAAUGUUUGUUUAUAGCUAGUGUAGUAAUUGUAGGAAUUAUUGUUGCUUUGCAAGUUAUACUAAUCCAGAUCAUGUCAAAGAUUGCUCACUGGAAAAAGUUAGGAAUGAAACAGUGGUCCAUCUCUAUAGGAACUGCAGCUCUAUCUUUGCCCAUACACUAUGCUGCAAAAUUGGUUUCAAAUUCCUUCCAAAGUUUCUUAAUUAUGUGUGUAAGAAUGUAA